AAAGUUUGUAGCUCAUACAUAUGAAAGCGCUCAGUGGGGUUAUUAAGAUAUGAAUAAAUUUAGGCUUAUUCGUUCUGCGGUCUGCAACCGCUCUAAAUUAGGAAAUUCAGAUUCCAUUAGAGUUUCCUGAUACAGUUUUAUUUUAGAUAUGUUAAUAAAGUCAUCCAUGUUAUGCAUAUAUGUAAUUGUAUAGAACUUCAAAUCUGUUUAUCAACUGAAAAUAGUAAAAUAACUACACUCUUUCAGGGACAACAGACUUCUGAAAUUUCAACUACUGAUAAUAUCACACCAAAAAAUACUGCAGUAUCAGACGACUCAAUGGAAAUUCCUGUUGAAAUCCAAGCAAAAAUCGACAAACUCUCUCCCAAACAAUUGAAACAUUUGGUUAAACAAUAUCGUAAGAAAGAACACCAAACUACAUUUGAAUCUUUUUACUCGAUACUUCCUCCUCAAGAUCAUUCAAAUUUAACUUUAUCUGAACUAGUCAACUAUGCUGAAAACUCAAUUAAAACUAAAGAAUAUCUCAAGCAUAGAAAUUUAGUUCAAUGUUAUGGAUUGCCUCUGUUUAAAAGAUCUGGAAAAGGAGGUUUUGGUCUGAUCUAUAAAUCUACUAGUCCAGAUAAAAAGAAGACUUAUGCCAUUAAAUUAGUGCCGAUGGCCCCUUUAGCUGAUGUUACUUCAGAACAAAUCAUGAAUGAAUACUUCAUUUCUCUGAAAUUAGAUCCUCGUUAUUUUUCAGUUGGCAUUGAUAUUUUAGCUUCUACUAUUGAUGAACGGUUUUUUAUUAUAGUUCAAAACUUUAUCAGUGGAAUUGACUUAUCGAAAGCCAUCAGUACAUGCAAGAGAUUUCGUGAUAUUAAUUUUACAUUGGGAAUAUUUAAACAAAUAACAAUUGCUUUGUAUUACCUUAACAUUGGUUAUGAUAUCUGUCAUGCAGACUUAAGCUUAAGGAAUAUUAUGUAUAAUAGAAAAACAAAAAGGAUUAAGAUUAUUGAUUUUGGCAUGAGUCUUAAUAUGAAAACGACACCUAAUCAUGAAAAUCUCAAACGUCUAUUGACUCGUGGUUCUCCAGGUUAUGUUAUUCGUAAUAGCUAUACCAAUUUUGAAGAUCAGAAAGACUAUAUUGAUAUUGGUAGCAGUAAAGAUAUAUUUUCUUUAGGACAUAUACUUUUCAAUCUUAUAUCAGCAGGGGAAUUACUUUGGCUCGAUUGUGAAAAGGAUAUCAGAUUUAACAAAUACCGAAAGUGUUCGGACAAUUUAAUAAGUUAUUGGGAUAGGGCUCAAAAAUUAGUUUGUUCAAAGACCUAUCCCAUUAAGAAAGUUAUGAUUUAUUUAAGAGUCUUGCCAACCUUAAAGAAAAUGAUUGAUUUGGAUGAUACAAUGAGAAUUGAUUUCAUAACAUUAGUGGAUUCUCUAUGGUUUAAGGAAUUGCCUAUUUAUCUUACUCCUAAACCAACCCCAGUAGAAACUGUCCAAUCAAGACCUUAUUCCAUUAAGCAAUCAAUUAAAGAUGCUCUUGAUAUUUUGAGUAUGGUAGCACUGGUGGGGUUUGUGUUAUAUGCAGUCGGAUAUAUAUUUUGAACUUUUUAUUUUGAUUGUGUUAGUAUUCUUUUAUACAAUUAAGUAGACUUAAAUACAUAGUAAGAGUACAUGUCUUCAAGGUCUGAUUAUCUAUCAAAGUAUCUUUCCAAGGGUGAUGAUAGUAAAGAGAAAAAGAAAUCCAAAAAGCAUAAGAAACCAAAACUUUCUGCUGGUUCUAAUAUAAUAAUAUCGCAUGCCACAAAUUGGAACUCAUCUACUGCCAACGAUGAUGAUCCUAUUGCAGAAGAUGAUCAAGAGGAACUGGUGAAUGAAGAAGCACCUGUCAAGGUUGAAGUCAAGAAUUCAACUCAAUUCAAGGGGUUUAAAAGAAUAGAUAAUGGAAAUGAGGUGAGUUUGGAUCCCGUGCCGACAAGGCCAUCACAAGAUGAGAUAGAUGGAUCACAACAAGAGACAGUGUAUAGAGAUUCAAAGGGAAGAGUUAUAGAUAUCAAUGCUCGGAAACAGCA
This is a messenger RNA of Scheffersomyces coipomensis, 2048 nucleotides long. Its product is annotated as protein kinase family protein. The transcript has a single exon. The record is from RefSeq and is a predicted model, not a curated record. NCBI's taxonomy places the organism in Eukaryota, Fungi, Ascomycota, Pichiomycetes, Serinales, Debaryomycetaceae. Gene Ontology annotation, molecular function: ATP binding; protein serine/threonine kinase activity. The coding region runs from base 172 to 1581 and encodes 469 amino acids. Gene Ontology annotation, biological process: mitotic DNA damage checkpoint signaling; protein phosphorylation. Gene Ontology annotation, cellular component: nucleus.